AUGGCGGACGCGGCCGGGAAGGCGCAGGCGGCCCGCGAGGUGUGCGCGGCGUCGGCGGCCUUCUCGUCCUGCCCGCAUCGCCGCCGCUCCCCGCGCCGCGCGAUCUUCGUCGACUGGUACCUCGUCCUCGCCAUCGGCGAGGCCGCGUCGGAGGACGCCAUCAAGCGGCGGUACCGGCACCUCGCUCUGCAGCUGCACCCGGACAAGAACAGGCACCCCAAGGCGGAGGUCGCCUUCAAGCUCGUCUCCGAGGCGCACGCGUGCCUGACGGACAAGGCGCGCCGGAGGAACUUCGACGCCGAGCGGGCCACGGCCUUCUGCGCCGCGUGCCAUGACCGUGCGAGGGCCCGUGGCUCCGUCGCGAAGCAGCAGGGUGGCGGCGGGAGGAGGCCGCCCGCGCCGACGCAGGCGCUGCGGGAGGUGCAGAACCGGCUGCGGGACGAGUGCAGGGUCAUCGACGGCUGCCUGCGCGCCAACGCCGCCGGCGCGCGCAGGCGCCAGUCCUUCCCGCUCUUCGACCCGUCCGACAGGCAGCGCUUCCCGGACUACCCGCACGCCCGGCCCCCGCCGUCGUUCGCCGAGUGCCGGCCGUUCGAGGAGGAGGAGCUCCGCGCGGGCCAGCACCACCAGAGCUGGUGCACAAACGGCAGCUGCGAGUCGCCGGUGUACCAGGUCAGGACCGCGCCGGAGCACGCCACGAGGGCGAACCGCCCUUGGUGA
This is a messenger RNA of Triticum dicoccoides, 720 nucleotides long. Its product is annotated as chaperone protein DnaJ-like. The record is from RefSeq and is a predicted model, not a curated record. The coding region runs from base 1 to 720 and encodes 239 amino acids. Lineage: Eukaryota; Viridiplantae; Streptophyta; Magnoliopsida; Poales; Poaceae. The transcript has 5 exons.